AAUAUUUUCAGUUUAAAUCCACAGCCUUCCUGGGAGUGAUAUCUAGUUCAGUUGUAAAAUUUGUUAUUCGUAGUGAAGUUAUAUGAGCAGCGGCAGCGCUUUCUUCUAAUGAAAAUGAAGUCAUUCUGUUUAUUACUAUUACCAUUAUUCAUAAGCAUCCGCCACAUUGAAGGAGAUGGCAGCCGAAUACCCCUAUCAAUAUACGAGUACGAAGACGAAGGCGAUGACAACUCCGUAGAGUUUUAUGGCACUAUUUCAAUCGGAACACUGCCACAGAAAGUGAACGUAUCAUUCGAAAUAACAUAUGGCGCCACGGAUAUGCUCUCAAGUUAUUGCAAUACUUCACUGUGUCGUGCCCAAAGACCCAGUGCUUAUAACCAUAAAAGCUCGAAAACUUCUCGAUAUGAAGAUGACUUUGAUAGAAAAUUUUUGGAAGAGCACUCCGGUGCUUUUGUAACUGAUAAUAUUACAAUAGGUAAUAUCCAGAUCCAAAACCAAUCAUUUUUGGUAACGACACACUCGCUAUAUAACGAUAUCUUUUACCAUGGUAGACCAUUCGAUGGUAGAGUUGGAUUAAACAAUAAUACAUUCGGAUUAGAAAACCCUUAUAUACGACACUGCAAAAACCUUGGACUGAAGAAGAAAUUUUCAUUAUACACCAAUUAUCCUUUGAACAAUGAUACCUCUGAAUUGAUGUUAUGCGGCGAAGACAACACAAAGUUUCGGGGUAACUUGCAAUACGUUACUCUAAUAGAUGGUGGACUAGCUAGACCAUGGCAGGUUGCAAUGCAAAGUGUUUUGUUGCAUCACAACGAUAAAAGUGCUCCAACUAUGGAAUUUCUACACGAAUAUUUCACACUGGAUCCUAGCUCGCCAUAUAUUGAAGGGCCAAGAGAGCACAUUGAGAAAAUUUACGAAAUGUUAAACGCCACACCAUCAAAACAUAAGAAGUUGAAGCAGGUCGACUGCACAACCAUUCGUUCAUUACCGAGAAUCACAUUUAGAAGUGUUGACAAGAAUUUCACUCUUACAGGAAAUGAUUACAUCAGACAGUUGACGCAAAACAAUCAACGGGUCUGCAUAGUUCAAUUGAUACCAGAUAGGUACAACUCAAAUUCAAUCUGGACCAUAGGAACCGUUUUCAAUAGGAAGUUUUACACUGUAUUCGAUGUGGAGAUGAAAAGAAUUGGAUUCUCCGAAAGCAUUCAUGACAAGACUGCUUAGAUACCAAAUGAUCUUACUUUUUAAUGGGAAGAUGAAGUAAUUCAAGUACUUACAUAAAUGUACCUAUUAAUUAUUUUUCUAUUCCAUAAUCAUGUUAAUAGGUAAUAAUGAAAUGAUAAUAUUAUGAUUCAUUUUUGAUAUCACUCAUUACUCAAAUUUCACUGAUUUCUAAAAUGCUUCAUGAGUUUUGUGAGUGCUAAUUUUUCAUUCGGUUCAGUUUUUAUUUACAUAAUUAUAGGUACCUAUAUGUAUGUUAAUCAAGUUGUAAAGUUUGUUUCAUGCAACUUGAGCCAAAUUUCAUUGAAUUUUUAUUUAAAUUUAUAUUCAAAGAAAAUCUAUGUAAUAUAAGGUAAGUAUUUACAGUAGCUAAACCUGUACCAAUCGUAUUUGUUUCAAAUUAAUAAAGUAAUUUUAAUGAUGC
Planococcus citri (citrus mealybug) is the source of this 1645-nucleotide messenger RNA. RefSeq lists its product as uncharacterized. The coding region runs from base 109 to 1224 and encodes 371 amino acids. Gene Ontology annotation, molecular function: aspartic-type endopeptidase activity. The record is from RefSeq and is a predicted model, not a curated record. The transcript is spliced from 9 exons. Lineage: Eukaryota; Metazoa; Arthropoda; Insecta; Hemiptera; Pseudococcidae. Gene Ontology annotation, biological process: proteolysis.